CAACGAUUGAUAAACAAGAUGGCGGCUACUGACAGGUCAACGAUUUGUUGAAAGUAAGGAUCCUUAGAGUCAUAUAAAAGUUCACUGUCAACAGAAAAAGACAUCAACAAAAAAUGGAUAGCUUCCUGUCGACAGAACAGAAAACAUCUACUGCCAUAAGGGAUACAUUCCUGGCAGUGGAUCCAUACAAGAAAAUGGCCUACUCUGAUAAAGUGUCAUUUGAUAUGAACACACGGUGCCUUAAUGAAACCCCUUCAUCUGUGAUAGUGAAAAGUGAAGAUGAUUAUAACCCAGAAGUCAGCAUAAAGAAAACCCCAAGCAAGGAGUGGGAACUGGACGUCAGAGCCCUUAUCUGUACAAGGAAAUGGUUGCAGAACUACGGUCUACAUAAGAAUAAGCUGGCUAUGCAACAGAUUCUGCCAGUGAUUGGGUUUAAAAUGAGUGAAGAUUUUGACUCAACGUUGAAGAGACCUGUGUCAUCCAGAUAUGCCGAAGGCAUGUUUCACCAGCUUAUGCGAUCUGAUGGAAAAAUGUUUAAUAUCACCUGUGGACGAGAUAAGUUACGCCAGCUAGAAAACCGUCUUCAGCAAGCUAUACACCUAUAUAAACGCCGACUGGAAUGGUUGACGUCAGAAAGUCGCCGUCUGUUCGGCGUCAUGGAAGAGAAAGCCGUCACUGUUGUCCUUGACAUUCGUAACAUGUCACCACAACAGUUUGAUAUGUACAGGAUGGGACUCGAAAGGGUGAUUUAUGAACAGGUUACUCAGAUUGCCAAGUUCAACUUGAUCAGGGCAAAUGAUGAGAUCAGCAUGUACCAAGACCAUUGUGUUCCUGUCACCCAUGAUACUGUUGAGGGCGCCAUCAAGUGGUUAUGGGGUCUUGACAGACUGGCUAGCGUGUCAAAAACUGCUUGUGUUGAAGCUGUGCUAUGUGCUAUUGAGGAUAAACAGAAUGAAGCUAUAUACUUGUACACAGAGGGUUCAUCAGUAGAUACAUGUAGACAGUUGCUCAAGGAAAAGAUAUGUGCUAUACAGAAGAAACCACCAAUCCAUACAGUGUCAUAUAACUGUGAGAAUUCCGACACCGUCAGAUUCCUGCGAGAGUUUGCGUCUGCUGCAGGAGGGAAAAGCCACGUGUAUGCAAUUGUCAUGGAGAUGGAUUCUUAUGAAGGACUUCCAGUUGAUCCUAAUACCAACAAGGCAAACAUUAUGUUAAAGAAGAAAACAUUUGGUGGUAUCCCGCCUGGAGCCGGGGUUCGAGAGGACAUUGUGCUACUGUUCCAGGAAAUGGAGGAAGCCAGGAACAAUCUCAUUCAAAUUCAGAAACUGAUUGGAAUGACACCGGAACCAAACAUUGUUCUUGACACAUAUGUAGUAGACGGCCAGCAGUUUGAGAUAGAGUCAGAACUUGCGCCGCAAGUAGAUGUGGAGAGAAUCAAUGAACAGUACAUGAGUUCCCACCAUUGGCUAGACAAGCAUGGUCUUGGAGCAAAGAAAUUGGAACUGUUUGAUGCACUGGGCGGGGUAGCGUUCCAUCAUCGAGACGGUGUGGUCGACCUGAAGACGCAUCCCCUUGAUGAAUAUCAGACAGAUGCUCUACGCUACAAGAAGUUAGUGAAUGCCAAAUACUGCGAUAGAUUCCCUGUGGUGCGCUGGAAGGACGGAAAAGUUGUGCACGUGCAGGUCACACCAGAACUUCAUCGUACAUAUGAGCAGAAAAUGCUGGUUGCUUUACGUGCAAUACAGAAUAGAGUUGAUUGGUUGAAUCAGGGGAGCCGAUCUCUAUUUGGGACCCUAAUUGAGGAUCAGAUAUAUAUUGUGAUUGAUACGUCAGAAUCUAUGGUGCCCAGUAUCCAGUAUGUGAAAGAUAAACUGUUUUUACUUAUGCAGGAACAACUUAGGCAUAAGAUGAAGUUCAACCUGAUUGCCUUUAACUCUAAAGCUCAAGUCUGGCAGAACCGCCUGGUCGAUGUUACAGAGACAAGUCUGGAAGGGGCUUGGCGCUGGAUACAAGGAUUGUCAUGCUGGGGCUCCACAAACACCUACGCUGCUCUGCAGCAUGCCCUAAGUGAUCCUGGCACACAAGCUAUAUACCUGCUUACUGAUGGAAGACCAGACCAGCCUCCAAAGUCAAUCAUAGCUCAAGUACAGAUGCAGCACAGUGUUCCCGUGCACACCAUAUCGUUCAACUGUAACGAUGCCGAGGCCAAUCACUUCCUGUAUGACCUUGCACGUGCAACUGGUGGUAGAUAUCACUACUUCUCUGAGAAAGGUGCAGAUCUUGAAGGCCAGCCAGAAUCCUUUGAGAGUGAGGAUAUACGACUAUUGAAAGAUGAAAUGAAGAGAGGUUUGGAGAAUCUGGAUAAAGUAGCCGAGUUGAGAGACGAGUGUGCCAAACUGUCAUGGAAGAAAGAAAUUGAUGAUAUGAAAAAAUGUAGCAGGAAACAUCCAAUGCCAGGUACAGACCGGGUUUCAGCUGUACCAGCCAUGGACCCACAGGACCUGUACAGGUCAAACAGCCCAACCCAACCCCCAAGACCCAGCAGUGCCCCUCCAGAUAGGGAACACAUUCCUACCCCACCACCACCAAGGGUUACAACCUCAGUGGAAACAAGGGAGUUUACUCUUGCUAAAAGGAGGCCAAGGAGCUCACGCCCAAGUAGCGCCAGAGGUCCCGUAGCCAAGCCCCUUGCAGCAGGUCAUACGAGAACCAGUCUGUUAAGGACAUUGAACAGUCAGGGCAAGUUCAACUCUGACGAGUGGCUUCUGCCCGAAACAAGACAAUUGUUUGAAAAACAGGCAUCAAGACAGAAAAAGUUGGCACAAGGCCCUAAUAAGGGCUUGAUUUCAGUAUCUGAUGAAGAAAUUGUUGAGGCACGUGAACAACGAGCACUUGAAAGACGGCCCAGAAGCAGACGUUUUAAAAAAAUUCGCAGUAUGUCAAGCAAGCAGUGGUUACAGAGAAAUGGCCUUGUUGCUAGGAAACUGACAUUACUGGACGCCCUGGCACCCACAAUGAUACCACACCGAUCUAAAUAUGUUCCUAUACUCGAUAAGCAUGUGCUGGCAAAAGUUUUUGAUGAGGUUCUACCAAUAGCACAUGUUUCAAACAAGUCGAGACAACCGAUCAAGUUGAUCAACCCUAACGGAGUCAACCUGAAGGCUUAUGAGGAAAAACUGGACAGAGUUUUAGGCCUGUUUAAUAGACGACUGGAUGCACUGGUAUGGGACGCUGUUCCAAAAGAUAUAAGGGAUGAAGAGUAAGUGCUUAACUUUUUGUUUGUCCUCCACAUUGAUAUACUGUGGACACAUUGAUAUACUGUGGACACAUAGAUAUAUGG
Molecule: messenger RNA, 3340 nt
Organism: Mercenaria mercenaria
Lineage: Eukaryota; Metazoa; Mollusca; Bivalvia; Venerida; Veneridae
Product: von Willebrand factor A domain-containing protein 3B-like
Exons: 22
Coding region: 114-3263 (1049 amino acids)
Source: RefSeq, a predicted model, not a curated record